GGCUGAGUUAGCUCAGUUUUUGUGAAAAUUUUAGGUACCUGAACAUUAUUAGCAAGGAUGACUGCGAUGGAGACAGAUGGGAUUCGUCUGAGUGUGAUAAAGCCCAGGUUCCUGCAUUCCAACUCCACCAGCCAUACGUGGCCAUUCAGUGCUGUCGCUGAACUUAUAGAUAAUGCCUUCGAUGUUAGAGCCCAGCAAAUAUGGAUUGACAAAACUGUCAUCAAAAGCCAACUAUGCCUCACAUUUACAGAUAAUGGAAGUGGCAUGAAUAUGGAUGAGUUGUAUAAUAUGCUCAGCUUUGGUUUCAGCGAUAAAGUUGCACUGGACGGCCAUGUUCCCAUCGGACUUUACGGAAAUGGGUUUAAGUCAGGAUCCAUGCGGCUGGGGAAAGAUGCCAUUGUGUUCACCAAAAAUGAGUCUGGCAUGCACGUGGGCAUGUUAUCCCAAACCUACUUGGAGAAAAUCAAUGCGAAGCUCGUCCUGGUUCCGAUCAUUUCGUUCAAUGAGCAAAAGCAGCUUGUACAGAAACCUGGCUGUGAUGCAAAUGUAAAGGCAAUAACCACUUACUCUCUGAUGAACAGUGAGACAGAGCUCUUAGCUGAACUGGAAGCCAUUCCCGGCCGGAAGGGAACGAGGAUCAUUAUCUGGAACCUGAAAAGGGACGACCGUGGGUACCCAGAUUUUAAUUUUGAACAUGAUAAAAAUGACAUCCGUAUUCCUGAAAAGAACAGUGAUCAGAAGAGGGGCAAUAAAAAGCAGGAAACUGUGGACUAUGUUGCCCCUGACAAUGAAUAUUCUUUGAGAGCUUAUUGUAGCAUUCUGUAUCUGAAACCAAGGAUACAGAUUAUUUUGAGAAAACAAAAGGUUAAAACACAGCUGGUCGCUAAAAACCUUGCGUACAUAGAAAAAGAUGUCUACAAGCCCCAGUUUUUGGCACCUAACGCCAUAAAUAUCACAUUUGGAUAUAACUGCCGGAACAAGGAGCAUUAUGGCUUGAUGAUGUACCAUAACAACAGGCUCAUUAAGGCUUACAAAAGAGUUGGCUGCCAAUCAAAGGCUAAUAACAAAGGCGUUGGUGUUGUUGGAGUUGUCGAAUGCAACUUUCUAAAUCCCAUACACAAUAAGCAGGACUUUGCAUAUACAGAGGAGUAUAGGCGCACAAUGGAAACAUUAGGAGUGAAACUAAAUGAUUACUGGAAUACAAUGCAAGAAAGAAAAGGAAAGAAAUCUGACCCUCAAAGCCCGCUGGAAGAACAGAAUAUCCCUGACCAGACAUGGGUUCAGUGUGAUUCUUGUCUUAAAUGGAGGAAAGUGCCGGAUGGAGUGACAAUAUCAGAAGAUGAUGAGUGGUUCUGCAGUAUGAACACAGACCCAUGGUUCAGCAAUUGUUCUGAGCCUGAGGAGCCUGGGGCUAAUGAUGAUGUUGUUACCAGCUGCACAUAUGAUAAGACCCCUAAGAAAAGGAAAUGUGAACAAGUUAAACAGACGGCAGCAGAUAAACCUCCAUCACCCCGCACCCCACGCAAUGGGGAAAUGCAGCCGUCUGUGAGUUCGGGUAAGAGGGAUCUUGAGCCAAAUCAGAGUCAGGAGACCAAUAGCAACAAAAGAGAUAUUUCUGAGCUUGAGGAGCCUGAAAAUAAUGUUGACAGUGACCACUCCACAAAUGAAAAGACCCAUAAGAGAAGGAAAUGUGAACAAGUUAAACAGAUGGCAGCAGAUAAACCUCCAUCACCCCGCACCCCACACAAUGGGGAAAUGCAGCCGUCUGUGAGUUCGGGUCAGAGGGAUCUUGAGCCAAAUCAGAGUCAGGAGACCAAUAGCAACGAAAGAGAUAUUUCUGAGCUUGAGGAGCCUGAAAAUAAUGUUGACAGUGACCACUCCACAAAUGAAAAGACCCAUAAGAAAAGGAGAUCUGAACGAGUUAAACAGAUGGCAGCAGAUAAAGCUCCAUCAGGGAGGGAUUUGGAGCCAGAUUGGAAUCAGGGGACUGAUUUUAACAAAAGAGAUCGUUCUUUUCCUGAUGAUGAUGAAGAUGACGAUGAUGAUGAUGAUGACGACGAUGACAUUUCUUAUGAGAGUACCCGGAAAAGAAGGAAAACUAAAAGAAUUCAGCAGAUUGCACAAGAAAAACCUACAGUUCCACAAAAUGAGGAUAUGCAGCUACAGCUCAGUUCAGAUGAAAGACUUUCUGAGCCAAAUCAGAGUCUGGAAACUGGUAUCAACAAAAGUUUGAGACGUUCUCUAUCUUAUGAGAACACAUCUGCUAAGAAGCAAAAGCUCAAUGGAUCAGGACCAACUGAUCUUCAUCAAAACAGCAAUGAUGAUGAUGAUGAUAUUAUAAUGGAAGAUAUUGGUACCAGUUCAAAUAAUAUUGUCACUGAAAAUGUGAAUAAAUGUGAAGGAGAUGCAAGCAAUGAUUACAGCAGUCAGGGAAACCAACCGAUGCCAGGCUCCAUCCAACGUGAAAUGGAAACCUCACACCAAACCCAUCACCAGGAAAGUUCAAAUGACACAAUGGAGCAGGAAAAUAAGAGGCUGUCGUUGAAGGUGCAAGAAUUAGAAAAGCAGAUCUCGGAUCUGAGGAGCAAGUAUGAAGAGAGCCUUAAAGAAAUCGACAGGCUGAAAGCGCAGUGCAAAGAGCUGCAGGACCUGAAGGCCGAGUCAGGCACAGGGGGACCCAGAAUCCAGCAGAGAACAGCAGCAAAGUGAAUGAUGUUCCACUUAAAGGGCUGAGUAUACAAGUAAGCCUCAAGUUACGAUCUCUGCAGAAAAUCGUGAUGUAUUUGCUGACCACAUUGAUGCCCGACCUGCAACUGUCUACAUGAUUGAGAAAAUGUUAAUAUUACAAAAUUGCAAUUUGUGUAUUUUACCUCAAUGUCUGUAUCAUGUUAUUAGUUUGCUUUAUUUCUUCGUUAAAAUAACGUAACAUGCCAAAAAAGAAAAGAAAAUGAUUAGGAGAAAGUUUAUGUUUUUGUAAAGAUCUAGAAGUAGUAGUUUAUGGGAGAGAUGCUUUAACAGAACUAACAUGAAAGUUGGAAAUACUAUAUGGCCAAUGCAGUGAUAAAUGUGCUGUGGCACGUACCUUUUCUACUGGAUGUGGCUGAAAAGCCCAUCAGAACAUAUGCUUUAGAGUACUGUGAUGUGUUAGUUGACUAGAUUUUUGUCAGACACAUGAAUGUUGAUAACUUUACAAGUACUGAAGCAACACAGUUUGCUAUGUAUAACCUUGCAGAGCAAACACUUCCCUCAGCUCCCAUAUACAACAAAUAUCCUAUCCACAGUAAUGCAGCUAUGUUGAGUAGCAGGGUGAUUAUUAUUAAUUAAAUUACUUUCCAUUCUUUA
Xenopus tropicalis (tropical clawed frog) is the source of this 3342-nucleotide messenger RNA. It is a transcript of the gene morc3.3, whose product is annotated as MORC family CW-type zinc finger protein 3, gene 3. Gene Ontology annotation, molecular function: ATP hydrolysis activity; zinc ion binding. The transcript is spliced from 25 exons. Gene Ontology annotation, cellular component: nucleus. The coding region runs from base 58 to 2709 and encodes 883 amino acids. Lineage: Eukaryota; Metazoa; Chordata; Amphibia; Anura; Pipidae. The record is from RefSeq and is a predicted model, not a curated record. Gene Ontology annotation, biological process: chromatin organization.